This is a messenger RNA of Fonsecaea nubica, 954 nucleotides long. RefSeq lists its product as hypothetical. The coding region runs from base 1 to 954 and encodes 317 amino acids. The record is from RefSeq and is a predicted model, not a curated record. Gene Ontology annotation, cellular component: cytosol. The transcript has a single exon. Gene Ontology annotation, molecular function: oxidoreductase activity. NCBI's taxonomy places the organism in Eukaryota, Fungi, Ascomycota, Eurotiomycetes, Chaetothyriales, Herpotrichiellaceae.
AUGUCGAAGUUUCCUUCCUUCACCAAAACAUGGCAUCACUCGCCUUACGCUGCGAUCGAUCCUCUGCAGCCUUCUCUAUCGGCUCACGGAAAGACUGUUUUCAUUACUGGCGGUGCAACUGGAAUUGGCAAAGCAACAGCUAUCGCCUUUGCAGUGGCCAAGGUACGCGCUGUCGUUAUCACAGGGCGGACCAAAUCCACACUUGACGGCGCGAAGGUCGAGAUUGAGGAAGCAGCCAAGACUAGGGGUAGCGCCGACUUCCAGUGCCUUGUAUUUCAAGCCGACGUGGCAUCUGCGGAGGCCAUGGAUAAUGCUUUUUCCCAGUCCGUUGGAAAGUUGGGCCGAAUUGAUGUUCUCGUCUCCAACGCAGGGUAUCUGGAUCUUCACUCUCUCCUUGCGGAAUCAGAGCUUGGAGACUAUUGGCAAUGCUUCGAGACGAACGUCAAAGGCGCUCUCGUUGUCAUCAAGGCAUUCUUAAAGACCCGUCCACCAGCACAAGUGCCCUCGGUGGGACCACACAACUCGUCAGCUUCCAAGCCCGUCAUCAUCAACAUCUCGACUGGUGCUGCACACCUGCCUCCACCACUGAUACCUACAUUCUCCGCCUACGCCGCCUCGAAACUUGCCGCUCUGCACAUCUUCUGCUUCCUCCAAGCCGAACAUCCCGAUGACCUCGCCGUGUUCAACCUACAGCCUGGUGAAAUCCCGACCGCAAUGGCGAGAAAAGGACAGCGAGUCAUGGCGAAGGAUGAUGUGCGGUUACCAGCGUCCUGGUGCGUUUGGGCUGCCGCUAAAGCGGAGACUGAUGCGAAUUUCCUCACAGGAAGAUUAAUUUGGGGUAACUGGGAUGUUGAGGAGUUGUGUGAGAAGAGGGAGGAGGUCGAAAGAGGGGAUCUCUUGAGGAUGGAGUUAAAGGGCUGGGGUGAAGAGUUUGUAGAGAGAUAUGUCGACUGA